AUGUCGUCCUCCGUUACGAUCCCUUCUUAUGUCUCCCUACCGUUCAAGGACAUUAAGAUAACCCAUGUUCCAGAAUCCUCCCCCUCACCAACUCCAGUCUUAAUCAUUGCCUUCAAUCGGCCUACACGGCAUAACGCUGUCACUGAGAAUUUACUGGAUGAACUUGAGGCGGCUUAUGAUUUAGUGAACCGCGAUGAGCGGGUCCGUGCCAUCGUUCUCACCGGCUCAGGACAAUCCUUCUGCUCGGGAGCCGACCUCCAGGUGGGGUUCUCAAGCCUCAUGGCCCAUAAAGAAAGCGAAGAGGCCAUGGACAAGUACAGAGAUCAAGGCGGCCGCCUGGCGCUGGCGAUGACCAACUGCACAAAACCGACCAUUGUCGCUCUCAACGGCCCGGCUGCAGGCUUCGGUGCGACCAUCACCCUCCCCGCCACAAUUCGUGUCGCUUGGUCUGGCGCCAAGAUUGCCUUUCCAUUCUCUCGCCGCGGUCUCACUCUCGAGUCGUGCAGCGCAUUCUUUCUCCCGCGUCUUUUGGGCCUCGCCAAGGCGAUGCAUCUCGCAACCACAGGUUCGGCUUACGCAGCCUCCGACCCGUUGGUCAGUGGUCUAUUCUCCAGGCUCCUCCCGACGCCUCAGGAGACAGUGGCGUACGCCGUUGAGCUGGCUGCCGAUGUUGCCGACAACACAUCCCUGACAAGCACGAAACUGAUGAGGGAUAUGAUGUUGCACACGCCCAUGACGCUAGAGGAGACGCAUAGGCUGGACUCCAAGCUGUUCAUUUCCGUGCUCGGAUCCAAAGAUAACUUGGCAGGCAUUCAAGCAUUUAUGAAGAAGCAGAAACCCAAGUUUGGCGGGUCUUUUGAUGGCGAGACGGUGCCUUCUUGGCCCUGGUGGACGUCGAAGGCUGAUGAGGCCCCAAAGGCGAAGAUGUGA
Verticillium alfalfae VaMs.102 is the source of this 930-nucleotide messenger RNA. Its product is annotated as enoyl-CoA hydratase/isomerase family protein. The transcript is spliced from 2 exons. The record is from RefSeq and is a predicted model, not a curated record. The coding region runs from base 1 to 930 and encodes 309 amino acids. Lineage: Eukaryota; Fungi; Ascomycota; Sordariomycetes; Glomerellales; Plectosphaerellaceae.